AUGUCCCGCGUUUUGGUGCCUUGCCAUGUGAAAGGCACCGUAGCUCUGCAGGUGGGCGACAUAUGGACCUCCCACGGCCGGCCUGGUGUGCUGGUCAUUGAUGUCACCUUACCCUGUGUCACUCCGUUCGAGGAGAUCACGUUUAAGAAUUAUUACACAGCGGCCGGGCAUGCUUUUUUGAGCAUCCAUGUCUGUCAGCACACCUCAGUACACACACCGGCCAAGUGGGUGACCUACCUGCGGGACUACUGUCUGAUGCCCUACCCACACAGUGAGGAGGGAGCCCAGGAGUGUGUGUCGCUGUUCAAGCAUCAGAUACUGUGUGACACGGCCAGAGUAUCGGAGCUACACCUGAUUCUGCGGCAGCCAUCACCACUGUGGCUGUCUUUCACAGUGGAGGAGCUGCAGAUCUAUCAGCAAGGACCAAAAAGCCCCUCCAUGAUCUUCCCCAAGUGGUUCUCCCACCCAGUGCCCUGUGAGCAACCUGCACUCCUCCAUGAGGGUCUGCCAGACCCCAGAAGGGUAUCCUCUGAGGUGCAGCAGAUGUGGGCACUGACAGAGAUGAUCCGGGCCAGUCACACCUCCACAAGGAUCGGCCACUUUGAUGUAGAUGGCUGUUAUGACCUGAACUUGCUCUCCUACACUUGAAUGGUGGCUCCUAGCCAAGAUGUUGGCCUUUCUGUGCCCACUCAGACUUGGUUUGGGCCACCAGAGGCCGAAGUGUGUUUCCUGUGCAUUCCAAGUGUUGCCUAUAUGCCUGUUCUGUCUGGGCGACGUUCACAGAUUCAAGAUUCUCCGGGGCUUACUGUGUUGCUUCAGCAUGAGCUCCUCGCAGGGGUGUGCUCUGUCUUCACCUGGCUGCAACUCAAUUCUUCCUUCUACCCAAAAACACUCCAGUCAGUUGUACUUACUAAGAAUCUCUGAGUGCCCUC
Molecule: messenger RNA, 932 nt
Organism: Symphalangus syndactylus (siamang)
Lineage: Eukaryota; Metazoa; Chordata; Mammalia; Primates; Hylobatidae
Product: nicolin-1-like
Cellular component (GO): nucleoplasm
Source: RefSeq, a predicted model, not a curated record